This is a messenger RNA of Gymnogyps californianus (California condor), 1804 nucleotides long. RefSeq names its product sphingomyelin phosphodiesterase 2 (gene SMPD2). The record is from RefSeq and is a predicted model, not a curated record. The coding region runs from base 180 to 1409 and encodes 409 amino acids. Lineage: Eukaryota; Metazoa; Chordata; Aves; Accipitriformes; Cathartidae. The transcript is spliced from 10 exons. Gene Ontology annotation, molecular function: sphingomyelin phosphodiesterase activity. Gene Ontology annotation, cellular component: cytoplasm.
GCACUCCUCCCUCCCAGCCUUUGCCUUGGCUUAGCCCCUGCGCCGCAGCAGCCUGGCUCCCCGGCCCUGCCCCAUGCCCUGUGCCGGCUCCCCGGGGCUGUCACCCCAACCCGCUCCCCGCAGGACCCCCCCACUCUGCCUGGCGUUGCCCUCCGGCCCCUGCGAAGCCCCAGCAAGCGAUGGAGGGAGAUCCCACCCUGCAGCUCCGCAUCUUCGACCUCAACUGCUGGGCCAUCCGCUACCUGAGCAAGCGGCGGCAGGAGCGCAUCCAGCUCAUCGGGGACACGCUGCACCGGGAGGGCUUCGACCUGGUGCUUCUCCAGGAGGUAUGGAGCGAGCAGGACUACAGUGACCUGAAGGCGAAGCUGGGAGGCUGCUAUCCCUUCUCCCAUUACUUCCGCAGCGGGGUGAUCGGCAGUGGCCUCUGCGUCUUCUCCAGAUUCCGCAUCCUGGACACCCUCCUCUAUCAGUACUCGCUGAACGGGUACCCCUACAUGCUCCAGCACGGGGACUGGUUCUGCGGCAAGUCCGUCGGCCUCGUCGUCAUUAAGAUCUCCGGGAUCGUCUUCAACGUCUACGUCACCCAUCUGCACGCCGAGUACUGCCGGGAGAAGGACGCCUACCUGCCUCACCGCCUGGUGCAGGCCUGGGAGCUGGCACAGUUCAUCCGACACACCUCGAAGGCAGCUGACGUGGUGCUGCUGGGAGGGGACCUGAACAUGCACCCUGAAGACGUGGGCAUCCGGCUGCUGCGCGGCUGGACGGGGCUGCGGGACGCCUUCACCGAGGCCACACGCUUUGAGGGCUGUGAGGACGGCUGCACCCUCGUCCCCAACAACUGCUUCACCCUCAAGACAGAGCUGCUCCCCUUCCCGCUGGGCAUCCGCAUCGACUACAUCCUCUACAAGGCCAUCUCCAGCUUCACGGUGAAGUGCGAAGAGCUGAAGACCACCACGGGGACAGCCCCGGGUAUGGACAUCCCCUUCUCAGACCAUGAAGCCGUGAUGGCAACGCUGCACAUCCGGAGGCAGGGACAGGCUGCGGGUGCCACCCUCGGCACACCUGAGCCGGCACUGGUGGACGUGGUGACGGAGGCGCGGACAGAGGUGGGCGUGGGGCUGCGGGCAGCGCAGCAGCAGCGCUACUCCACGGGCAGGAUGGCCGUGCUGGCCCUGCUGCUGCUGCUGCUGCAGGCAGCGGCCGCGCUGGGCGCGCUGGCGGGGCUGGCAGCCGGGCAGCCCUUCCCCAAGCUCUCCUUCUCCCUGCUGGCCUUCCUCGCCAUCGGCGUCCUCCUCCUCGCCACCGGCCUCCACCUCUUCCACACCAUCGAGGUGAAGAUGCUGCAGGGCACCGAGGAGCAGAUGCGGAUGGCGCUGCGGGCGCUGCAGGAGCGUCCCAGCGACGGCUGAGCCGGGGCCGUAGGUGUCCCACGAUGUCCCUCCGGCCCCAUCCUGGCCCCUUUCGGUCCCUUUUUCUAGUUGACUUCUGGUUUUAGGUGAGCAGCGCUGCGGCCGGCUCGGUAGCGCAGGUUCGACAGCCACCCCUCUGGGUGAAAUUUAAGAUUUUUGGGGCAGAUUUGUCGCGUUGGCCCCUGUGGGAACCACGACGGAGGCGGGUUUUAAUUGCUGAUUUUUUUAAUAUACCCUUUCUACCUGGAGGGACCUGCUGGCGUGGCCGGGAGGCUCGAGAGGCUCAGCCUCCCUUUGCCUGGGGCGGCCUCGGGGGCUCCCGGUGAAAGCUGGUGACUGCUCCAGCAACCAGAUUUGACUCGGAUAGAAAAUAAAGGUGGUAUUUUAGCCCUUGG